Molecule: messenger RNA, 1198 nt
Organism: Nematocida parisii ERTm1
Lineage: Eukaryota; Fungi; Microsporidia
Exons: 1
Coding region: 1-1020 (339 amino acids)
Source: RefSeq, a predicted model, not a curated record
AUGCUAACAAAGUGUGCAUUGGAAAAUAUCACUCGAGCAGAGUCAAUGAACUUGGAGUUACUCAUAACAGGAGCACCCAACUCAUACCAUGAGUCAUCAUACCAUCUUGAUGUAGUUAAUGCAGAAGAGAGUGAACCAUUCACUUUAGAAUCUUUCAGAAAGUCAAUUAUAGAAGCACUUAAAAAUGGAAAGGAGUACAUAUUGGCAAAAGUAACCACUUCAGAUCCGACAAAUGCAACAUCUCUGUAUAAUUAUUACUACUCAGCAUUUGAGAUUAACAAGAUACUUUUUAAGUACGAGGCAGAUAGGCAUCUUCUCCACAGAAUGAAAGUAAGAAAUCCAAUGAAUAAUAUGUUUAUAAUGGGACAGGUGUAUUACUACAAGAUAGGGUAUGAUUCAUUAGAAGUAGCCCUUCAGGAAUACGACCAUCCCUCUGUGGAGAGUUCUCGUGGGAAAAUGAAAGCAUUCAGUGAAAUUCUUCCAAUUACAAGAAACACCAGCAGUUCGUAUAUUGAUGGGCUCUCAGUGAAGAAAGAACCAGAAUUAAGAAGUAUUUCACGUGAUUUAUUUGAGACGCUAGCACACCCACAGGAAUCUGUUAUAAAUACAGACAAGAAGCUUAGAAUACGUGCUGUAUACUUCGCCAAUGAUGGUGAUUUUCUGGUAAAAUCAGGUACAAGAGAAUUUUUCAAGAGAAAUGCCGUUAAUCCAGAUGAUUAUUUUAUAUUUAAGCUUGAAAGAACACAAAAUGAUUUUUUGGCACUUCUAGACUCUCCCACAGGAAGUGAGUCUAAUGAUGAAGCAGAGACUUGGAAAAGAGCACUAACUGCUCAUUUAAGUUUUAUAUUAGUGAUUAUGUGCUUGCUUCUGUUCUUAGGAACAUUCCCAUUAGUAUUUUUUGUUGUUUUCCCAUUGGUUAUCCUAUUUUUACUUUCUAUGCUAUUCUCCCUCUUCUAUAUAUUCUGCUGUAGAAGAAGGACCUUUGGCAGUAUAGAUGUAAAUGAUGUAGCUGAGGUUUAAUUAUAAUCAAUAACAGAAAUAACCCGAAUAUUCUAUUAUAAUAAUAUAUUAUGGUAUUCACUCCUUCCCGGUUAUUUCUGCUGUUCUAAUAUGUACUUCUUAGUCACAUAUAAUAAUACUGAUAUUUUGGGUUAUAUCGGGUUAUUGCAACUCAGUAAUAAAUAAAAGCUAAAAUGUA